Messenger RNA from Coregonus sp. 'balchen', 4582 nucleotides. Lineage: Eukaryota; Metazoa; Chordata; Actinopteri; Salmoniformes; Salmonidae. The record is from the annotation of a GenBank genome assembly.
CUUAUCACCACUGUUUGGUAUUUGGUGGGUAUUGAUGAUAUGUAUCCUGGAAGUUUCCCGCCUAGAUGAAUGUAAAAAGAGAUAUCUGAAGUCUGAGCAGAUCGUCAUUUAGGUCUACAAGGGAUGAAAGGCAAAAAAGGUAACUUACUGUCAUUCAAUCCUUUGUGUAUUUUGCCCAUCAUUAGCUAAGAGACAUUUAACACAACUGGAGGGACAGGUGCCUGAAGCAUUUGCAUCGCCUGACAAUCUGUUUAGAAGGGAAGAGCGUUUGUAAUGGCACUGACACUGCAACACCUAGCAUGUUAAUUUAUAGCUGACGACUAGUAGCCACUAGCUAGCAAUUUGCACGGUAAAUGUAGCUCGAUGAUCAUGACAAAACAAAAGUUAAAAAAAAACAACAUUUGAAAUCAUUUCAGAAGGAUUUAAACUUUAGUCAUGAUCAUCGAGCUACAUUUACCAAACUCGCAAAGUGAUCAUAGGAUGCAACAAUUUAUCUCUUACCACACUGCAGUCAUUGUAGCCAGAAACACAUUUCUGAGUGAGGAUACAAUGUUUCCGCAUAUGAUAUGUUGCCAUGACAGCUAGUAAACGUUCUUGGCGGAAAGCAAGGAGGGCGAGGCAGCAGAAUAAAAAGCAUUUGGCUAUUUGCAAGCAAACCUACCUGUCAUCUAGCGCCUACGUGUGGCGAAAGUUUUUACUGCCUAUUUUGCUUCAUCAUUGAAGACGCGCCACUGUUGUGUUUUUCGAAGAUUCAUCAUGGCAAUGCAUGCGAAGGCGACACCACCACAGAUUCCCGACACACGUCGGGAACUCUCGGAGCUGGUCAAGAGGAAACAAGAACUUGCGGUAAGCGAAAUAGCUAGUUACGUUUCCAUUUGGCUAAAUAUCUUGCUAUAUGCGUAUCUUGCUGCAUCUAAUGCUUUAUUUGAAGUUAGCUUGCUAGCUAACUAACGUUAGGCCGCGCUAGUUACUACGACUAGGCCUCGGCUUUCUACGAACAUCUUUGUGGUUUUAUCGUUAGCUAGCUACCAUACUAUUCGAGUUAUCGAACAUUAGAUACAAUGUAACAUGUCUUUAUUCAGCAUGGUGAGUAGAUUGUUUUACUCCUGACUCAAUGGUUAUGCAAUGCGUCGCUGGCGCUAGUUACUAUGUAGUAACUUAUUUUGCCCACAAGGAGCAGCCAAAACCUACUAUGCGCAAUCCCACGCCCACAUACUGUACACCAUGGCUCUGGUACCAAGGUUUUCCCCUUUUAUCUGUGGUGGUACAGUCUCUGGCUAUAUUGUAAUUACACAUUCCGUCCGUUUCAUAAACCACAAAUGCAAAGUCUAAUGCCUUUUGCAUACUUUCCACAGGAGACGUUGGUGAACUUGGAGAGACAGAUCUAUGCAUUUGAGGGCAGCUACUUGGAAGACACCCAGAUGUAUGGGAACAUCAUCAGAGGAUGGGACAGAUAUCUCACCAACCAAAAGUAAGCAUGACAUGGUACGGCAGACUCAGACAUGAAAAGAGAACAGUUGAUAUUGAAUCAUCGAGCCUGUGUUUGCAAUCUAUUUACCCUGUUUUGUAUUGUUCCGUUAUAGAAAUUCCAACAGCAAGACGGACAGAAGAAACAGAAAGUUCAAGGAGGCAGAGCGUCUGUUCAGCAAGUCCUCUGUCACUUCUGUAGCAGUGAGUGCCUCACUUCACUCUCCUCUGUCUGUCCUCUCAAUAUUUUCCUGGUAGAUCGUGUAUGAUUGCAAGAAUGUGUAAAGAAUGAGUCUGACCAACUUUUUGUCUUUGUUGAACAGGCUGUCUGUGCACUCGGUGGGAUACCAGAUCACAUGAAUGAAAAGCGUAGGUAUUUGGCUCAGCCAACUGCAUGGCAACUUUUACCACAGUGCAUAUGUCUGUGUGAGAGACAGAUAGACGUGAGUGUGACAUGCUGCUCCAUUGUGUCUGCCCCAUCAGGUGAGCCCGGCAGUGGGACAGAGAGCGACACAUCCCCAGACCUCCAGAACCAGGAGAAUGAGCCCAGUCAGGAGGACACGGAGGACGCAGACGGGGCCCUGCAGGACCUCAAACCUCAGAAGGCUGCAUCCUCUUCCUCAGGCAGUCACCACGGGAGCCACAAGAAGAGGAAGAACAAAAACAGACACAGGUACUAGACCUUAAACACAGCCCCCUGGUCUAGGCUAACUCCUAAACACAGCCCCCUGGUCCAGGCUAACUCCUAAACACAGCCCCCUGGUCCAGGCUAACUCCUAAACACAGCCCCCUGGUCCAGGCUAACUCCUAAACACAGCCCCCUGGUCUAGGCUAACUCCUAAACACAGCCCCCUGGUCCAGGCUAACUCCUAAACACAGCCCCCUGGUCCAGGCUAACUCCUAAACACAGCCCCCUGGUCCAGGCUAACUCCUAAACACAGCCCCCUGGUCCAGGCUAACUCCUAAACACAGCCCCCUGGUCCAGGCUAACUCCUAAACACAGCCCCCUGGUCUAGGCUAACUCCUAAACACAGCCCCCUGGUCCAGGCUAACUCCUAAACACAGCCCCCUGGUCCAGGCUAACUCCUAAACACAGCCCCCUGGUCCAGGCUAACUCCUAAACACAGCCCCCUGGUCCAGGCUAACUCCUAGGGCGCAUUCAGCAGGACACAACGUUGUGGAACAUUCAGGCGGCAUGCCUAGCGGUUAAGAGUGUUGGGCCAGUAACCGAAAGGUCGCUGGUUAGAAACCCCAAACCGACUAAGUGAAAAAUCUGUCGGUGGGCCCUUGAGCAAGGCACUUGACCCUAAUUGUUCCUGUAAGUUGCUCUGGAUAAGAGCGUCUGCUAAAUGACUGAAAUGUAAGAUGUACUGAACAUGGCCCUACUGUCAAGUCUGAUAUCUGUGCUGCGCUCUCUCACUCUUUUUGAUUGCUAUGGAUAAUGAAUGUUGUCUCUGACUGAAGUUUCUUUGGCCGAGCUGCUAAGCUUGUACUGCUUUUGUUUUUCUUGGGUGAGCAACGCACCAUUUUUAAAGUUGUCAUGGUCAGUUUGAUUGGGUGUACUAGUGUAUAAACGUCUGGUUUAUUGCAAGUGGAUAGUCUCUGUUUGUGUUGGAGCUGGAAUGGGAGGAAUAGGAAGGAACACAACUUUUCCAGCUAUAUUCAUAUCAAUCAGACAGUGUCAACUCAACUUAUCACACCUGUUCCUAGCCACAUUAUUAUAUGUUGUAUGUAGCUUAAUACACCAUAAUGUAUUUAGCGCCAGAUCUGCUCAAGAAGAUAGGCUCAAUUUUGUGAAAAUAUUGUGGUGGUUUAAUUAUUGACAAGUCUAUUUUACAGAUAUGUAGGCAUCCCUUUAGAGUGAGCCAGGCCGGGUGUACUAACUACUGCUGCUCUUUCCUCCCCUAAUGCUGCCCCAGCCCUUCUGCCAUGUUUGAUUAUGACUUUGAGUAAGUCUCCAAUUUUACUUCCUGCUUCCUGUGGUGAUACAUCCUGGCUACAUACCAAAUGUCACCCUAUUCCCUAUAUAGCGCACUGCUCUUGGGCUCUGGUCAAAAGUAGUGGACUAUGUAGGGAAUAGGGUUACAUUUGGGACACAACCCUGCCUUCUCUGACCCCAUCCUGACUUCCCCACUCUCUCCGUCCCUCAGCUCUCUGUUUUGCUUCUGUCUCUCUAGCUCUGUCGGUUCAUGCCCUCGUAGUGAAUCUAUCAUUAUUGCAUGUCCAAAUCUUCAGUGGUGUCCCAAAUGACGCCCUAUUCCCUAUUUAGUGCACUACUUUUGACCAGGCCCCAUGUAAGGAAUAUGGUGCCAUUUGGGGAUGCACGCUUCAUUUCUCAAAUCAUGCGUUGUUUAUAAUAAAGUAUUAGCACCUAGCUUCUGUAGACUCAACACUAGAUUAUUAAGUGUUUAUGAAUCAUAGGGGCAUAAACACUUCUUCUAUAGAAGCUCAGUGUAUUUCUUGACCCUUCAUGGUUUCAUUCCAAAAGGUCAAGUUCCCCUAAUCCAGUUAUGAAAAAACCCGCUCUUCCUGCCAAAAUGAGAUGGGGAGGUCAAAGGUUGAGUACAAACAAACAUCUUUCACCGCACCCCAGGUGUUCAUAUGGUGCUCUGGUGGUCUUGUUGUGGUUUGGUCUCUUAGCGCUUAGCUUGAGUAACUGUAGUGGUGCUUGUUGUCCCCAUAGUUACUGUUGUAUUUAGUAAAACCUGAAAUAGGCCUACCUAACAUAACUCUUGCUUUGAUUUGUUUUUAGAUUUGACAUGAAGGUGAACAAAAAACCCAGAGCGGUAAGAUAUUUAUUUGUAAGACAACAUAACAUUUAAAUGUAUUCUCGUUGCUUGCAUUGAGCUAUCAAUAAAGCAAUUUGUUAUUAGAAAGAUUUAGGUUCUGCUUUUAAUUCUGUUGUCUAUGUUCUCCUUGUUCCACAGGACUAUUCGACUUGAUGAAAAGGGAUCGUAAGCAGUAUAAACAAGACCUAGUGGGCAGACAGAAGAGGUCUACGGUGAAACAGAGAGCCCCUCUGAACUUUAACUGUCUUUAUUUCUGCUUUGUCAUUGCAUGAAACAUUGCCUCUCACCUGCUAUCAGAAAUAUUUGUGUUUCAUGAUUUUCCUGCA